UUAGUUUCUCUGUCUAUGUUGGAAUUCUUUGGCCACACUCUUGCCCAACAAGAUGCACAAACAACCCAGUGGGGCCUACACCAAUCGCAGACUUAGUUUAUUUUUCUGUCCAUUUGUCAAGUGAAGAAUCGCAGACUCCUUCUCCCCUCAAUGUACACAUUUUCAACCAUCGAACGUGUCCUAUGAAACCAAACCCCGUGUUCCACCCCUCUUCAUUCAUCACCUUUGUUUUUUGCUUGGUUUUUGGUGUGGUUGGUUUUUUUCUCUUUCUCUCUCUCUCUGCAAUGGUGUCAAAUGAAAAUAAAACGGCACCCUUUUGUUGAAAGAUUGUAAAAACUCAAUCUUUGGAAUCAUUACAUGCGGUGGUGGUUGGUUUCUGAUUUUCCUCCCCCCAUGUGCUGACUUGGCUUUCUUCUUCUCCUUGCUUUGCUUUGUUUUCUCUGUCUAUUCGGGUCUAUUGGCUCUCCUCUUUCUCUGGUUCUGGUUUUGGGGUUGAAAAGCUCAGCUUUUGAGGAUUGAAAGAGUCCUCUUCUGCCUUACUGCUACUGGGUUUGUGUUCAUUUCGUUGAGGUGUUCUUGGCCCUUCUCGGAUCCAGCUUUAUCUGGUCAUUGAUUGUAUUAUAUAAUAAAUGUGAUGAUGAUGAUGACAGAAGGGUCGAACUAUUAACCCUGCAUAGUAGAGGUAGAGAAGAUGGAAAACACAGGCCUAUGGAUUCAGAAAGAGGGUCACAGAAGAAAAUGUUCAUUGCUUGGUAUAUUGAAUGAUAGGGAAAUGUCAGAGGAAGACUCUUCAAAAACACAGUUAAAGAAGUUGAUUAAAAGAUCAAACUCUCAACGGGCAAUAGCUGCAAAUGCAAUCCAAUCACGAAUUAGCAAAUUUUUCUUCAAAGAUUUGUUCUUUCGACGAGUCCAUGGAUUGGACAGUAGGAUCCCAAAGCAUGUGGUGAGUGUGGACGAGAAAUAUGUCCGACGCUGCCUUGAAUUUAUACACAACACUGCAUUAAGAGCCACAAACAUGGAGACUUUAUCAGAAAGCUUGAACACAGCGAAAUUUUUUGGUGGUUCAGGGCAUUUUGUCUUUGAAUGUCCUAUGGCUAGGGAAACUGGGAGAGUGGUUAUAGGUGCUGAUACUGGGGAUCGGUGGACUUUAGGUACAAUAAUGGGAACCAAGAGUAUGAUAAAUAUAUUGAAUAGCACACUUCUUCAGCAAUUUGGUGCUGCACAUAGAAGCGACAAUUUGAACAGGAUGAACUUCUCUGAUCCUGAAGGAUUGGUAUGCUAUGAUUUCAUGGACUCUCCUACUGAUUUACCCAUCACUUCGUUGUAUAAAUUAGAAAAGGAAAAACCAAGUCAUAAGUAUGGUUCCAUUUCUGUUCAUAAAAGGCUUGUUUCCACUUCCAGCACAACCUCUACUUGUUCUGAUCGGUUAUCUUCAGCUUCUUCUACUCUAUCUCAGGGAAUGAUCCAAUGUACAUGGAAGCACGGGAUUCCUCAUUUUGUUUUUUCUGCAGAUGAUCAGAAGGAGGUCUAUGUAGCAAGAUCGAUGAAGGUAAACUCGGCAGAUAACAAGGCUUUGGACAAUGUGUACGAGUUUCAUUUGAACAAGGGUGGCCAAAAGGGUCACCAGAUUCCCGACAGUGAUUUGCCAUAUGUUGGGAAGAUGCAUGUAUCAACAAGUUUCACCCUUUGCCCGAACAAUUGUAGAAUAAGGGAGACAGAGUUUACGUUGUUCCUUAAGGUUGAAGUUAACGACAGAGAAAUGUCCACCUCAGAGCAUGGUCACAGGAAGAACAAGGGGCUGUCGAAGAAGAUGUCACAAGUUUUUAGAACUAGUCCAUCAUCAAAACGCAGAACAGUCUCAAAGUUUGGUGGGUCAAGUUCCAUGACUGAGAGUUGUCCGUGGGAGCCUAAUGCUCUUGGUGGGGCCAAUUUAUCGGAGACCGACACCGCGAAUUGUGAGAUGGCUGCCAUUGUUGUGAAAAGCCAUGUUCCUUGUAAACGAGCAGAGAAAGUAAGAGGGGGUUGGGGUUUAAAGUUUCUUAACAAAUCUGGUGGAGAUCAAGUGACAGUGGCUUCUGAAAGUUGUGAUAAAAAUAAUGGAGAGUGUUCAACUAGCAUGAGCAUUUUGAUUCCAGCAGGCUUUCAUGGUGGGCCAAGAACCAGAAAUGGUGGGCCAUCCAGUCUGAUAGAGAGAUGGAGAUCUGGUGGCCACUGUGACUGUGGUGGUUGGGAUGAAGGGUGCCCUCUCACAGUACUUGAGAGAAGAUCCAACAAAGCCGAGGUUUUGUCUAAAAUAGAUACACAAUACGAGUGCAAGUCAGUUGAUUUGGUUACUCAGGGUUCAAACGAUUUCGGCCCCACCUUGAGGAUGGUAAAUGUUCAUGAUGGUUUGUAUUAUAUUCAUUUUCAUCCACCUCUGUCUGCACUACAGUCUUUCUCCAUUGCUGUGGCAAUAAUUCAUGCUCAAAGUCCUACACUUCAACCAAAUCUUGCACAGGAGCUGUCAUAACUAAAGUUAGAUACGUGGUAAUUUAGCAGUGAUCAUUAUUCUCUUACUGUAUUAUAAGAGGUGAAGAGAAGAUUUAGAGGAUUUAAUAUAUACAUCAAUCAGGUUUUCAUUAUAUGUGUAGGGUUGUAAUUUUAAUACAAUCAGAUGUUAUCUUAUUUAGGAGAUUAGUUCUGUUUGUCUUCUUUUCUCACAAUUCAUAGUUUGUAACCAUCUUUCUCCUCAUUCUUUUUGUUGAAGAGGAUUGAUUGUAAAAGGGUUGUUGCAGAAUAUUGGUAAAUUAUAGCAUUGAGAUUGAGCUUGUUAUAGUUGUUAAUGAGAAGGAAAUAUCCAAUUUUUACUCAUAUAAA
Molecule: messenger RNA, 2856 nt
Organism: Vigna unguiculata (cowpea)
Lineage: Eukaryota; Viridiplantae; Streptophyta; Magnoliopsida; Fabales; Fabaceae
Source: RefSeq, a predicted model, not a curated record